CUAACUCUUAAUAGUUUAACGCAACUCACUUUAUACAACACUCUUAUCUCUAAUGUCUCGUGGCCAAUCAGAUAAGACUGGAUAUAAAUUUCUAGGAGGUCGCCGUCCCAGGUCUAUUUGUUGCUCUUGUUGGACAAGAAAGCCGUGGUAUUUAAAGUUAGCAAUGGGAAUCUCUGGUGUUCUGGUGCUAGCAGUUGUGGGAGUUGUCAUAGGACUGGCAGUGUCGGGCCCUCUUCAUGCAUCUUGUAAAAUUGACUGGACAUUUGGUAUCUCCUGUAAUGAUGUGAAGACCAAGAUCAAAGGUCAAAUCAGUCAAUGGACAACAGCAGACAACUGUGCAAAUGGAGGAGAGAAAUGUCUGUACAAGUUUGUGAGUGAAUCAGGCAACACACUGAAGGCAAAACACGAGACUCCUGUAAAACACUAUGUUGAUGAUUUGACCUUCACCUUUUUGCCCUCAAGUUCCACAGCAAAAUGCAAUGUUCAGGGAUUUUCCACAUCCGAGACUUGGUAUGCUUUGUUAGACUAUGGCACUAACUACUGUAAUCUCCACAACUUAAUCACUGGAUCAGGCCUGGACAAAGUUAGUGGUUACUCAGAGAAGACAAGCGAUAGUGUGUGUACGCAAUACUCCUCAGCAAACUGUACCGUCUACUAGUCUACACAAAUUACCCACAUAAAAUGUGUACAUGGAGCUUCUAAUGGUCUUUCAUUUCAACGUUCCAAGACUGAAGUUACUUCCUAUUGAUUGUUAAGAACAACAAGCAUGUCACUGUUUUUUUUUUAAUUAUUUUUUUUUUCAAAAUUUAUUAGCUGCAUCCUGAAAAAAAGGUUCAUUCUUAUCUGUGUGUUCAAAGUUAAUACUACAUGUAUAUAUAAAAUGUAUUUCCCACAGUACUUUACUGUGCUGUGAUUUUGAGUUUGUAAAUGUGUAUUUUCAUGUAUUUUGUUAUUGAAUUGUUUUUAGUGAAUACAUGUUAUUCUCAUUUCUUAAAUUAUGUUUAUUGUUCUUUAUUAAACUGAAUUAUUUUCAUCUCAGAUUAUAUGAUGUACAGUACAUGUAUUUGCAUAUCACAGUUCAGGAAAACAUACUUAGUAUUUCAUGUAAACUUGACUGUGUCCAUAAUGAAAUUUUUCCAGCUGAAUGCAUAUGGGUAUCAUAUCAUACACUUAUUGAGUUAAAAUCUGAUAUAGUACAUAUGAAGCCUGUAUAUAACCCGUGUAGAAUAAAUUUGAAUAAAAUUAAUGAUAUAA
Saccostrea echinata is the source of this 1254-nucleotide messenger RNA. RefSeq lists its product as uncharacterized. Lineage: Eukaryota; Metazoa; Mollusca; Bivalvia; Ostreida; Ostreidae. The transcript has 5 exons. Bases 53 to 658 code for a protein of 201 amino acids. The record is from RefSeq and is a predicted model, not a curated record.